Prunus mume (Japanese apricot) is the source of this 2105-nucleotide messenger RNA. Its product is annotated as F-box/kelch-repeat protein SKIP11-like. The record is from RefSeq and is a predicted model, not a curated record. Gene Ontology annotation, cellular component: nucleus. NCBI's taxonomy places the organism in Eukaryota, Viridiplantae, Streptophyta, Magnoliopsida, Rosales, Rosaceae. Gene Ontology annotation, molecular function: protein binding.
GAGACAGAACGCGAAGAACAGAAACAGCAAAUACACACGACACAGAGUUUAAAGGGAGAAGUUAGAACUGGAGUUGGAGUUAGAGAGAGAGAGAGUGAGAGAGAGGGAGAGGUUGCUAUAUUUUGAAAAUUCCAACCGGCUUCUUUUUCUUCUUAUCCAAUCCGUUGCCUCUGUAUUUUGACCGAGUUUCCUGAGGGACUUGGGGGCUUGGAUUGUUAGAAUUUAGCUGUGGACUUUGUCAUUUUUACCCAGAAAGAGGCUUUGGUUAGUAUUGGGUCUGUGAAUUUGGUGCCUUUCCAUUGAUUGUUUCACGGAGACAUGUUGGAGGGUCGGUCCUGCUUGCUUUCGAGGGUGUUUUCGAGCUUUUGCCAGCCAGAAAGCAAGUGGCCUUACAUGAGUUGCCGUCGGCUCGAAGAUUUUGCAAAUGGCAAGCGCCCAUUAGGAUUUGAUGGUGAAGAUGACCGAGAGCGUCGAGAAAGGAAGUUGUGUAAGCUAUUGAAUUGUUCUGAGAUGGUGGAGACGACCCAGUCUUCAUCUGAGCAAUCCGAGGACCAGCAACAAGCUGGGGUUCCUUCAGAUUCAGAUUCCCUUAUACAUCGGAUUGGUCGGGACAACUCGAUCAGCUGCCUGAUUCGGUGCUCCAGGUCUGCUUAUGGUUACAUUGCCUGUUUGAACAAGAGCUUCCGCUCGUUAGUUAGGACCGGGGAGCUCUAUAAACUGAGGAGGCAGAAUGAUGUGAUUGAGCACUGGAUUUAUUUCUCUUGCCACCUACUUGAAUGGGAAGCCUUUGAUCCCAAUCAACGCCGGUGGAUGCACUUGCCGAGAAUGACGUCCAAUGAAUGUUUCAUGUGUUCAGAUAAGGAGUCUUUGGCUGUGGGAACUGAGCUUCUUGUAUUUGGUAAGGAGGUGACUUCCCAUGUAAUCUUUAGGUAUAGCGUUUUGACAAACUCUUGGUCUUCUGGAAUGAGGAUGAAUGCCCCAAGAUGCUUGUUUGGGUCUGCCAGCCUUAAGGAGAUUGCAAUUUUGGCAGGUGGUUGUGACUCACUGGGAAGCAUACUUAGCUCCGCAGAGCUAUAUAAUUCCGAGACUCAGACUUGGGAGACACUCCCGAGCAUGAAUAAACCCCGGAAGAUGUGUUCUGGGGUUUUUAUGGAUGAAAAGUUUUAUGUUAUUGGUGGGAUUGGGGGAAGUGAUUCAAAGGUUCUUACAUGUGGGGAAGAAUAUGAUUUAAAGGCGAGAACAUGGACAGAAAUACCUAAUAUGUCUCCCGGACGUACUGGUGCAGCCGGAGAGCCUGAUAUGCCUGCAACAGGUGAGGCACCACCUCUGGUUGCAGUGGUAAAUAAUGAAUUGUAUGCGGCUGACUAUGCUGACAUGGAGGUGAGGAAAUAUGACAAAGAGGGAAGAUUGUGGCUGACAGUAGGGAGAUUGCCUGAGCGGGCAGUCUCAAUGAAUGGUUGGGGUCUUGCAUUCAGGGCUUGUGGAGACCGGCUUAUAGUUAUUGGCGGGCCUAGGGCUCUAGGUGAAGGUUUCAUCGAGAUCAAUGCAUGGGUUCCCAGUGAAGGUCCUCCACAGUGGAACUUACUUGCACGAAAGCAAUCGGGUAACUUUGUCUAUAAUUGUGCUGUGAUGGGAUGCUGAAGACUGGGAUGUAUAAGAUUGGUUUGUACCUCAACACAGGAGUCUUGCUAAUUGGUAAUUCCCCCCCUUUCUUUUUUGAUUGUUAAAUCCCUUUUGGGGUGGGGGAGAAUGGGGAAGAAUUUUGGAUUUUACUCAAGAUUCAAGUGAAUGUUUUCUUGGAAUGAAAUCUUGAGUAAUUUUUUUUUUCCUUUUUUCAGUUUCAUUUUCAAACUUCUAUUGAUUUUCCUCCGAUGGAAUUUGUCUUCCCCCAUUUUUAGUGACAUGAGAAAUUUUAAAGGUUGGCAUCAUGUAGGUUAGGAACAGGUUCAAUAAUAUGUUGUACCAACACAUUGGUAGGUUGUCAGUUAUUGCUUGCUGAAGCUUUUUAAAUACACACAACUAGUUGUAUGAGUUUCCCUUUCUUAAUUGUAUUUGUUGUGUUGUCUUCCAAAGAGGAAAUAAAUUCUGAGAGGUUUUUUUAUCUU